CUGAAACAGGCUCGUCUUAUUUUGCCGAGUGCUUCCUAUUUUUGCUUUCUGUUUUGAAGCUGUUGCGUGCAUAAGUACAUUUGUUGAGUAAAUAACCUACUCGAACGCAUAGAUAUUUUCCUAAAGUUGUUUGACUGCAAGACUCGCGGGUUUUCCUCUGAACGCAUCCUCUCCACUCAAAUAAUGGAUUUGGUCUGGAGCCUGUGCUUCGUUGGGAGUCUCGGCGCUUGGUUUGCUUCUGCAGAAAGGCACAGCAUAUAUUGGAAUAGCACAAACAGCAAGUUCCUAAGGGACAGCUAUGCGGUGGAGGUGCGUCUGAACGACUACCUGGACAUCGUGUGCCCCCACUACCCGCUGGGCGAGGUGGCAUCGCAGGAUGCUGAGCGCUACGUGCUCUACAUGGUGGAGCGGGAGGACUACGACGCUUGCAAGCCUCAGUCCUACGACCAGAUGCGUUGGGAGUGCGGCCACCCCUUCGCCCCCCACGCCGCCGAGAAGUUCUCCGAGAAGUUCCAGCGUUUCACCCCCUUCACCCUGGGCAAGGAGUUCCGCCAGGGAGAGAGCUACUACUAUAUCUCCAAACCUCUGCACCACCACGGACAGGAGUGCCUCAGGCUCAGGGUAGACGUCGUAGCUACUGAUGGUUCUCAAGAGGCCAGGGUUGCAACUGGAGGAGCUGCAGCUGUACCUGGAGCUGGGGGUGGAGCACACAACCCCUCCAACAGACUGCCUGCAGAUGACCCAGUGGUAAUCCUGCCAGAGGUCCAGAAAAGUGUGCGGACAAAUUCAUCGGUGUCAAAGGCGUCCUUCUCCAUCCUGUCAUUGAUUGUCCCCGUCUUAUUAUUACUGUUGUUACAGUGAGACUACAAAUCUCAUAGACUUGAAGUUGGUCUGUGGGGAACCACAGACACAAAAGACAGUUCUCAAAGCCCAAGUGCUGGUCACUGGGAGAGGGACAUUUUUAAUCUCGUAAGUACGGAUGGACACAUGCACUAAGUGUGCUGAGUGAGAAUUUGGUUGGAGUUUUGUGGGAAGGCACUGAGCUUUCUCAAGGUGCCAGUAUUUCCUGGAGAGAUUUUGUUCUCUUUAAUGUUAGUGCUUUUGCUCUUCUCCUCCCCAAAAAAAACUUAAUUCAUUUUGGAAAAGUGCGUAAGAAAAAAAAAAAACUUAAUUCAUUUUGGAAAAGUGCGUAAGAAAAUUUUGAAGAGGAACAUAAAUGGACGAAGAACAAUCACUGAAGACAAAAGCUAAAGGACUUUCUUAUAUGGACAACUAUUUUGGAUUUGAUAUUUUGAUAAAACUGCAUUUAGUGAAACAUCAUCUCUAAGCUUUUGAGCCAAAGAAUACAGUGAUCAUCUCUUCAGUGUGUAACUAUUCUAUUCCAACCUUGACUAUUGUGUUCUGUUUGUGGUAUUGUUAUUGUACUGUAAUUGAGUGGCACUAAAUGUCCAAGUGGUUCUUAAUGUAGCAUCGACAAAAGCAGGGGACGUGUUAGCUAACUAUUAAUGUUCCUGUGCAGACUCGACCAUGUGCUUUCACAGCACUAACCAUACAGCACAACAACAGACAGACUGACUGACAUCACAAUACAGAUCCAUGACAUAGUAGACACUACGUGGAAAGGUAUUGUGUACAUUCUGUGAAAAAUCAUUUGUAAAAGUUUGCAGUUGAAAGAUAUACCAUAUGUUUAACAAAUGCUAUGCUAACUGUUGGUAAGUGAGCUCUCUCUGAGGGGGGAAGAGUUAGAAUAAGUGUUUCAGUGAGAGAGAACGUGUGCGAGGGAGAGCUAGAGGUCAAACAAAAAUGUUAAAACUGCCAAAAGCAAACACGGAUACAGUACAUUGUAUGUUGCAGUGUAAGGCAGACCUUCUGUAUAUCAGAUCAUGCACCCGUACCGUUUAAACUGACAAACAAAAUAACCCAGACUGAACUAUGCUCAUCACAGUGCUUGCCAGAGCAGUGUUGCACUGUUCUCUACCUCUGACACUAAAAAGUCAACCAAGUAAAAAUGUUUUUAUUCAAAAACAGUUGUAAUUUGGUUGGUAAUACACUAGAUGUACAAAAGUAUGUGGAUUUGGCGAUUUCAGCCACACCAGUUGCUGAGAGGUUUAUAAAAUCGGGCACACAGUCAUGCAAUCUCUAUA
Molecule: messenger RNA, 2144 nt
Organism: Salvelinus namaycush (lake trout)
Lineage: Eukaryota; Metazoa; Chordata; Actinopteri; Salmoniformes; Salmonidae
Product: ephrin-A1-like
Exons: 5
Coding region: 184-861 (225 amino acids)
Biological process (GO): axon guidance; ephrin receptor signaling pathway
Cellular component (GO): plasma membrane
Molecular function (GO): ephrin receptor binding
Source: RefSeq, a predicted model, not a curated record